Molecule: messenger RNA, 693 nt
Organism: Drosophila simulans
Lineage: Eukaryota; Metazoa; Arthropoda; Insecta; Diptera; Drosophilidae
Exons: 2
Coding region: 267-575 (102 amino acids)
Source: RefSeq, a predicted model, not a curated record
UCCGCACGGCGGGUAUAAAAAAUCAACUAAUUUUCAUUUUAUGCUGCACCAGAAACAAUUUUAAUUCAAGUGCGCCGCCAGACGCACGAACACAGCGCCACUAACAGCCUCUAAAAUUUUAAUAGCUCACACAUUAUAAACGCAAAUAAACGCCUCCGCCGGCAUUCCUUUGAGCACUUUCGUCCUUUCGUCCUGCUGCCACUUCGCAUUUCGAUGUACAUUUGCCUAGCAGCAGCUUAGGUUGUUUGUGGCAUGUGCACUUAGGGAUGGCAGCACAAUUGAAAGGGGCGGAGGAUGUGGGAGAGCUAGAAGGAAGGAAAGUUUUCCGACUUUCCCAGCGUCCAGCGCUCACUUUGGGGGAAUUUCCCAUACACUUGCGUCCCGCCUGCAACUUAAAGGCACUAAAGUUGCACAGAAUUAAGCAUACUUCCAGGCACUCAGCGGCAUAUUAUGUUUAUCAUUAUGUUUAUACUAUGGCUGUAUAUAUGGGGCCUAAUGUUGCCGCUUUCUUGGCCAACGCCAGCUGUUGCCCGGAAAAGUUCAUCUCGGCCCUAAGUUCCGUCGGCUUUAUUUGAUUCUCAUUUAAUUUCGCACACCCACCGGGUGGCCCUUAAAAAUUGGCAUAACAAUUACGCCGGAAAUAGGCAAUGACAGUGGAGUUUCUACCGUUACGGGGUGGCCUGGAAAUGCCGG